Glycine soja is the source of this 2515-nucleotide messenger RNA. RefSeq names its product exocyst complex component EXO70B1-like. The transcript has a single exon. NCBI's taxonomy places the organism in Eukaryota, Viridiplantae, Streptophyta, Magnoliopsida, Fabales, Fabaceae. Gene Ontology annotation, biological process: exocytosis. Gene Ontology annotation, cellular component: exocyst. The record is from RefSeq and is a predicted model, not a curated record. Gene Ontology annotation, molecular function: phosphatidylinositol-4,5-bisphosphate binding. The coding region runs from base 101 to 2155 and encodes 684 amino acids.
UAUGAAAAGAUGAAGGGUUUAUCUUAUCCCAAGUUAAAACUGGUGGUGGCUAUCAGCUUCUAUUUUCCAGAAUACAAACUUUGCUAGCUUGAGAAAGAGCAUGGUCUUCAUGUUGAUCAUGAUCAAUAUUCAGAGUUGGCUGCAGAAGCCAAAGGUAUGGAGAUUUGUGUGUUUCUUUUCAUCUGUUGUUGGACUGCUCUGUUACGCUUUCAGCUCUUCUUUCAAUAAUCUAUUUGGAAAGUGGACAUGGUGGAAGAUAUUACUUUACAUUGGUUUUAGUUUCAUUAUCUGCCUUACUGUCUUGUUUGCAAAGGUUUGGGAGUGCUCCACCUCUCCUCGGGUGGAAGCUCACAUGGCCUUUUUUAUUUUGAUGAUCACUUCUGUGUAUGCUUUUUUCUUCGAUAAAGAAGUGAAAGGGAAACCAGACGCAUAUAGCCUUGUUUCAUGUGCUGCAUUUGCAAUCAUGUCUUUGGCUUUAUCAAGAUUGAGUCAUUUUGGUUUUGAGGUUGAUCUCUUACACUUUUUCAGUGGAGUCCUAACAAUACAACUCAUGAAAAUAAAGUUAUGGUUAGUCAUUGUUGGAGGGAGUUUCAGUUAUUCCCUCAUCAUUCUUCGUUCCUCUUUGGUUGCUCCAAGAAGUGGGUAUCAUGGACUCCAAGACCGAGAUCACGAUCAUGUAGUCAUUGAAUUUGGUUCACAUUCACAAUCGCAAGGAACCAGAACCAGUCCUAGUGUUACUCAAGUGGAUUCGCCCCAGGCUAUUGUAUCUGUGGCACAAGAGGCUGAUCCCCCUCCAGAAAAUGAGGAUCAAGGAUUGUUAGUCACUCAAUCACAAGGCAACAGUGACAGUGAAGAUAAUAGUAAUAUAGUGGCGCAGUUCAUGAGUUGUAUAGGCACUCUUAAGAAGGAGAAUCAGAACCUUAUCCUCACGAUAUUCAAGCAUGUAGAUGAAUUCCUUAAAGCUGAUUAUGUCAUUAAGGACCAUAAUAUUCAAUUGCUCAAGUUGCAUAAGGACGACAACUUGGUGGCGGAUUCCUUGCCAUCUGAAAUUAUUAAGGACCUUCGUGAAAGCACAAGGCUGAUGGUGACAACAGGGUUAAAGGAGGAAUGUUUACAUGUGUACAGUACAUGCCGGAGGGAGUUUCUGAGUGAGAUUCUAUCCGCAUUGGAAGAGCUCAACAUGAAGGACAUUGACGAGGUGGCGAAGAUGCGGCAUGCCAUAAAAGUUAUGUGUGUAGCUAAUAGGAUUGUACUACCCAAUGAAAGGAGACUCUGUGAAAAGGUCUUUGAAGGGUUCAUUCACUGUGAGGAUUUGUACCCUGCAUUAGGAAGAAUAGAUGUGUUUCAGUUCUGGAAGAACCCUGUAUUACCCGUAAUAGAUGCAGUCAGGUUGUGGGAGAGUAUAGGCAUUCAGCCUCCAAUAUACAGAAUAAAUGAGUCCAGGUUUGACGACUUGUUAUAUCUUACUUAUAGUGUUAAGGAGCAGGCCAGUGUUCCCAGCGGCAGGAAUUAUCGGAUUAGCAUUGAUGUGUUGGACUACAUUGAGAUUUUAUAUCAGAAUUGGAGAGGUUUAUUCAAAACCAUGCUUGAUAAAGAGGGAAAGUUACUGUAUGGACACAUAGCCAUGAUUACAGACCUAUUAGACAGCAGUUUGGAAGCCAUCUCCAAAAAUUACAAUGACCCUAGUUUGGGUUACCUUUUCAUCAUCAACAAUAGGAGGUUCAUAGAGAUAAGUGCAAAACGGCGAGGAUUGAGUCCUAUUUUUGGCGAUGAUUGGCUUCGAAAAAACACAGCAAAAUUCCAACAAAACCUUGAACUCUAUCAAAGAAGCUCGUGGAGUAAGAUUCUGAACAUUUUGAAACUGGACAUCAAUGAGUCAGAGCCUAAUGUUGCAGCUAAGUUAAUGAAAAACAAGCUUUGUUCCUUCAAUGAACACCUUGAUGAUAUAUGCAACACUCAGGCUACCUGGUCUGUUUUAAAUGAGGAGUUAAGGGAACAAAUAAUAAAAUCCAUAGAAAACAUCUUGUUGCCUGCAUAUGGAAACUUCAUUGCGAGAUUGCAGGAUUUUCUUGGUAAUCAUGCUUUUGAGUACAUUGAGUAUGGAAUGUUUGACAUUCAAGAUCGACUCAAUAAUUUGUUUCUUGUAAGAAUGUAGAUGAAUGAAUCUGAUGCUGAAAGAGAAACGUGCCCUUGUGCUUAUACCAUUGUACGUCUCUACACAAAAUCACAAAUGAAUGUGUUAAGUUUAUUGGUAUAUUUAUCUCUCUUUCCUUUGGCUUUUCAAGUGGAAUUCAAAGUCUAGACUUGUCAUUGUUGUCAAGCAAUAACUGACUUGAAGUGACAUCAUGUUUAACUUUGGCAACGACAAAUCCAAAAUGUUCUAGUUAGAGGAGCCAAAAGAAAUAAUAUAAUCAGUCAAUAAGGAUGCCAUAAAUGUUGGAAUUAUAGAAGACAAGUUGAUAAAGGAAUGGUUUUCUGCUUGAAUGUAUUGGAAUUUUGUUGGCUUCAUAAGUUA